Messenger RNA from Dioscorea cayenensis subsp. rotundata (Guinea yam), 426 nucleotides. Its product is annotated as chaperone protein dnaJ 11, chloroplastic. NCBI's taxonomy places the organism in Eukaryota, Viridiplantae, Streptophyta, Magnoliopsida, Dioscoreales, Dioscoreaceae. The record is from RefSeq and is a predicted model, not a curated record. The coding region runs from base 1 to 426 and encodes 141 amino acids. The transcript has a single exon.
AUGGCUGGAAGUGCAACCCUAGUUCUGGGAGGGGGAUUGGCGAACCUGAGAGUGGGGAAGGCGGAGGGGCGGAGGAGAGGAGGGGCGGCGGGAGCGGUGGCGGUGGCGGUGGCGCCGGCGAGGAGGAGAGAGAGUUUUUAUGAGGUUUUGAAAGUCAGGGAGACGGCGACGGCGGGGGAGAUAAAGAUGGCGUAUAGAGCGCUGGCGAAGAGAUUUCAUCCGGAUGUGGCUGGGGAAGUGGCGGAUUUCGCGGAGAUUAAUAGGGCGUAUGCGACGUUGUCGGAUCCGGGGGAGAGGGUGAAGUAUGAUGCGGAGAUGAGAAGGUUAGGUUUAGGGUUAGGGUUAGGGUUAGGGUUUGGAUUUGGGAGGGGUGUGGAGGAGGGGAAGGUUUGGGGACGGAGAUGGGAGACGGAUCAGUGUUGGUGA